GUGACGCCUCCAAAGGCCCGACUCUUUUCUAGUGAUGGCUGCGUCCUGUAGUUCUCAGUGUCUUCACCUCCGGUUCAUCUUUACGUCUAGGAAGUCGCCGAGGCAAGGACGGGGGGCGGGGGAGGGGUGUGUGACGGCGGCCGUGGAGGGUCAGUUUAAGGCGCGGCUGUGUGUGCAGCUCGCGGAGGGGCGGUCCCCGUAGGCCCGAAGCCUGGGACGGGCGGGUCUCACGGGCACCCCGCCUCCCUCUGGCGAAUGCUCUCCAAGCUUCCAUCUGCUCGCUCGCCCUCUGCAGAAGCCUCCCUAGCCGCUUUCCAGAUUCGUCUUCCAGCACAGAAGCCCGCCCCGGGCCAUCGCUCUGCAGCCGCCGCCUCCGCUGCACAGCCCAGCGAUUGUGGAGCUCGGGAACUCUGUGUAGGGACUCAGACCCCAUUCUUGAAGAAAAGAGAAAGGUAGAAAAGAUGGUGGCUGAUUGCCUGACAAAUUGUUACCAGGUCUCAGUAACUUUUGAUGAUGUGGCUGUGGACUUCACCCAAGAAGAAUGGAUUUUAUUGGAUCAAGCUCACAGAGACCUCUACAGAGAGGUGAUGCUGGAGAAUUACCAGAACCUGGCCUCAGCAGGAUGUGAGGUCAUCAAACCCAGUCUGAUCUCCUGGUUGGAAGAAGAGGAUUUGCACAGAGAAGAUCUCCAAGAAUGGGAAAUGCCACUUGGCACCCAAGAGUCACCAUUGCAUCGGGAUUUUUUGAGGGGACGGACUUCCAGUGGAAUACAAACAGGCAGAAGCCACAGUGCACGCGAACUCUGCUACUACACACAAUGUGGGGAAAUUUUCAGUGAGCACUCGUAUUUCAAGACCCAUGUGAAAACUCACAGUGCGUGGAACCCUGGACAUCUCACCCACUCAGAUCAUGAUGUGUCUGCGCAAGUGCACACCAUAAAAACGUACCCGUGUAAGAUUUGUGGGAAAGCCUUUGGACGAUCUUCAAAUCUCAAUAGACACCUGCGAAGCCACACUGGAGAAAAACCCUAUGAAUGUAAGGAGUGUGGGAAAGCCUUCACUACCUACUCAAGGCUAGUGGAACACUUUAGAACUCACACUGGAGAGAAACCAUAUAAAUGUAAGGAUUGUGGAAAAGCCUUUGCUAAGCGGUCAGGCCUUAUAACUCAUAUAUCAACCCAUGCUUCAGAGAAACCCUUUGCAUGUAAAGAGUGUGGGAAAGCCUUUGCUUCAUCCCCACGCCUUAGUCAGCAUAUAAGGAUUCACAGUGGAGAGAGACCCUACAUAUGUAAGGAAUGCGGUCGGGCCUUCCUCACGUCCUCAUACCUGCGGAACCAUGUAGGAAGAACUCACAGUGGAGAGAGACCCUAUAUAUGUGGAGAAUGUGGGAAAGCCUUCCAUUCUUACUCAAACCUACGUAGACAUGUAAGAACUCACAGUGGAGAAAGACCCUACAUAUGCAAGGAAUGUGGAAAGGCCUUCCUCAAUUCCUCAUACCUACAUAACCAUAUAAGAAAAACACACAGUGGAGAGAUGCCUCAUAUAUGUGGUGAAUGUGGGAAAGUCUUCCAUGCUUCCUCAUACCUGCGUAGACACUUAAGAACUCACAGUGGAGAGAGACCAUGCAUAUGUAAGGAAUGUGGGAAAGCCUUCCUUAACUCCUCGUACUUACGUAAGCAUCUAACCAUUCACACUGGAGACAAACCCUACGAGUGUAAGGCAUGUGGGAAAGCCUACCGUAGGUACAAUCUGCUACACGACCAUUUAAAAACUCAUGCAGUUGAGAAGCCGUUUGAGUGUGAUGUGUGUGGAAAAUCCUUUCAGUAUUUCUCAUACCUUAAUAAACACAUUCGUAUUCACACCGGAACAAAACCUUAUAAGUGUAAGUACUGUGGGAAAGAUUUCACUACUUCCUCGAGCCGAACUGAACACAUCCGCACUCACACCGGUGAGAGGCCCUAUGAGUGUACGGCAUGUGAGAAAACCUUCACUUCCUCAUCUAACCUCAUUCACCACGUAAAAAUCCACGCUAGAGAGAAGCCGUUGGUUGAGAAUCUAGGGAAGCCUACAGUAGCUUUUCCCUACUAACCGAACACUUGUAACUCACGGUGAACAGUCACUUCAGAUAGGAAGAAUACCAGAAACCCUUCACCCCUCAUGUCUUGGUUUCGUCAGACUGGGACUUACACUACUAAGAAGUCAAGGAAUGUGCAACAGCCCCCAACUGUGGCAGUUUACUCUGAAAACAUGAAAAGAACUCAUACUCAAAAUGACCUAUGAAUUUAAGGAAAGAAACAUAAUAAUCAGGAAGUAGCCCUCGCUACUUCCUAGGACCUUACUAAAUAUGUGAGACUUCACAAUGGAGGGAAGUCACUGGUGUAAGAUGCAUUGAAGGUUGUAGUUCUGUUAAGUAUUUUAAAAUCACUGUCUCAACAGUUGAGAAAACCUUCAUGAAGGUAAGGAAUGUUAGAAAGUUAACUAUGAACGCAAUUUUCAGUGUUUAGUAAGCAGUAUAAUUUAUACCCAAGAGAGAUUAACUAUAUGGAAAUUUUGUCCAUGUGUGCUGGCAGCAGUAAGGCCUGUUGAGUGAUAUUUAUUGUGAACUUUCGCCCUGAUUCCUGUCCUGAUCUAUUCCUGGAGUUAUAAUACAUUUUCUUUCCUUCAAGCAACUCCGUUUUAUGUUGGCUGCUAUAACUUCUGGAUAGUAAGCUGGUGUUAUGAGGACUUUUGAACUAUAAACAUUGUUUUAGUGUACUGUAGAUUCUGUUGUUGGCUUACCAACUAUUAAACAUACUACCCUAUAGUAGCUUACAGCAGCUGAGUUUCAUGAGAUAGUCCUCGCCGUCAUUAAAAUGUU
Molecule: messenger RNA, 2856 nt
Organism: Mus caroli (Ryukyu mouse)
Lineage: Eukaryota; Metazoa; Chordata; Mammalia; Rodentia; Muridae
Biological process (GO): regulation of DNA-templated transcription
Molecular function (GO): RNA polymerase II cis-regulatory region sequence-specific DNA binding; DNA-binding transcription factor activity, RNA polymerase II-specific
Source: RefSeq, a predicted model, not a curated record